CGAUGCAGUUGCGGUGCAUCGGAUAUCGGAACUUCGGCGGUCUUCUGCCGCCUCAGUUCCUCAAUCCUCUAGGCGGCUUCGCCGCAUGGUCUAUGUAAUUUUUUAGCUCAAAAUUCAUUUAAGUUAAUUGUUCCUUUUUUGGACAUUUAUUGAUAAUUUAUUUUUUCGUUUAUUGCACUUUUUGAAUUAUUUAUUGCUUUUUCGAUAUUUUUUUAUUGUGAAUUUUCUAAUUUAUUAUGGAAAAAUCAAAUUUAUUUAUGGAAAAUUCGAAGUUUUUUGGUGGGAAAAAUGGUUUUUUUUUAUUGCAACAGUUGAUUUAUUCAUUGCAUUUUUGACGUUUUUAAUUGCUCAAAAUUUAAUUAUUUAUGGAAACUUUUGAUUUAUUUAUGCACUUUUUUAUUUGUUUAUGGAAAUUUUGUUAUUUAUUACUGCUUACAUCCCUGUUUCUUCACAGGGACUUCUGGAAUUAUUUAUAGAGAAUGACCACUAUCUUAUGUGUCGUUAAUAUUUUAGCCUAGAGCUAACUGAGGAUACCACUUUGUAAGUAACUAUGCAUUUCUUAUACUCAGGUCUUUUUAACAUAAUAAAUCUUACUCCCAGCAUAAGAACUCGGCACCACAACUCAACCGUGCGCUUCUAAUAGAAGGUUCGAAAUUCUUUCCAACAAAGCUUAAGAAAGUGUUUCGAAUAGUGGAGGUAAGGAUGCCUGAAACGGAUCGGUUCGACUGUAAGCUCUGCCAGAGGUCGUCCACGUUGGGCUACAUGGUCUUCUGCGCAGUGUGCCGAGAAUGGUAUCACUACCAAUGCGUGGGAGUAACGCCAGCGAUAGCCAACGAAAGCUGGAUGUGCGCUCGGUGUGCGGCUUUGCCGUCAUCGUCUCGGAUUGGCGAGCUGUCUGAAAACGAUCUUGUAUUCCCAGCAACUAAUGUCAACGUUUCGUCCACGAUGACUACCAAUCCACAGUUAGCCGCAGCACCGAACUCCUCCGUGGUAACGAUCGCAACCAACUCUGGGUUUACGCUAGCUGGAACAGCAGCAUUUUCAACGGCAUCGUCGACUGUGCCUCCUGGACUGGUGCCGCCCACUGUGACUGGGCCCUCUGGACAGGUUCCGGCAACGAUGAUUUCAACUGCUACGAUUUACGGCCAACAAGGUCGUGCAAGGUGUCAUCAGUGGAGUGGCAUCGAACAGCUUUCCACAGAGUUUCCACUGGCCCGAUUUCUGCAGGUUAGUGUUCUACAACGCCAUCUAUUACUUUGUACGGGUACUAGCCACCAGGAGGGAUCACUCUCAACAAAUCAGUACUUCCAAAAUCUCUACACGGCUGAAGAGACACAUGCAGAAGCAGAGCAAGAGUUCCUGAGUGACCAGAUUAUUCCAGACGGUGAUGAGCCGAACACUGCGAGCAUGAGUGAAAUCACCACAUCUGAAAUCUGGACAGCGAUCAAAACAAGUGCUCCAAACAAAUCCCCAGGACCCGACGGUAUUCCGAGAGAAUUUUACCUUCGGACCUUUGACGUAAUACAUAGAGAGAUGAAUCUUAUUCUAAAUGAAGCCCUUGCCGGAAAUUUCCCGUCGGAGUUUGUGGAUGGUGUAAUAGUAUUAGUCAAAAAUAAAGGAGCAGGAGAUACUGUUAGUGCCUACCGUCCCAUAUCUCUGCUAAAUGUGGACUACAAAAUUCUCUCUCGCGUACUAAAAUCGAGACUAGAAAUCGUCAUGCGAGCUCACAGAGUCCUCGGAGAAGCCCAAAAAUGCGGGAACACAGACAGAAAUAUUUUUCAAGCUACCCUUGCGAUUAAAGACCGAAUUGCUCAAAUGAUACAUCGUAAACAGAGAGGAAAACUCAUUUCCUUCGAUCUGGAACAUGCUUUCGACAGGGUAUCUCGACGUUUCCUCUCGAAAACAAUGAUUUCUCUUGGAUUUAAUGGACAGCUAGUAACCCUACUGGAGAAUAUUGCUGCGAGAUCAUCCUCCCGCAUUUUGAUCAACGGUAAGCUCUCACAACCAUUCCCCAUCCAACGAUCUGUUCGCCAGGGUGACCCUCUUUCGAUGUGUCUGUUCGUGAUAUACCUGCAUCCAUUACUCUGCCGGCUGGAACGUGUAUGUGGAACAGAUCUUAUCGUUGCUUAUGCAGACGACAUUAGUGUGCUGGUGACGUCAUCAGAGAAGGUAGAGCGUAUGAUGACUCUUUUUCGCCGUUUUGGACGUGCUGGAGGAGCAAAGCUGAAUUUGAUGAAGACUACUGCAAUCGAUGUGGGCUUCAUUGAUGAAGGUACGCUUGUAGUGCCUUUCUUGACUACUGUUGAGAAAGUCAAAAUUCUAGGGGUGUUUUAUGCGAACUCCAUCAGGCUUAUGAUUAAGCUUAACUGGGAAGCUGUCAUCGCAAGCUUCUCGCGACUGAUUUGGCUGCAUUCAUUGCGAGCCUUGGCGUUGCAUCAAAAGGUGGCCGUAUUAAACACAUAUAUUACAUCGAAAAUCUGGUAUCUAUCAUCAAUCUUACCAGCCUAUAGUAUCCACAUUGCGAAGAUAACGGCCAUAAUGGGAAAUUUCCUGUGGAGCAGAGUGCCGGCCAGGGUCCCUAUGCAACAAUUAGCAAGAAACCGUGAGGAUGGCGGGCUUAAACUGCAAUUACCGGCACUUAAAAGCAAAGCGUUACUAAUAAAUAGACAUCUUCGCGAAAAGGAAUGCAUGCCAUACUACAGGUCGUAUAUGGAUCGAGUAAAUCCCACACCUGUAAGGAUUCCUGCUGAUUUUCAGUGUUUAAAACAAGUUUAUCAGCAUCUGAGUAGUCUACCCCAUCAUAUCCUGCAAAACCCCUGCAUCGUCAGCAUUCAUGAUGUUUUCGUGAAGCAAACUGAUGUCCCCAGAAUAAUGCAGAAAUUUCCAGCUCAUAAUUGGCGAAGAAUAUGGCAAAACGUCAAUGAUUCCAAGAUUCCUGUGAAAACUAGGAGUGACCUGUAUCUGAUUGUGAAUGAGAAAGUAGUCACAAAGAAGCUGAUGUUUGUGCUAGGGCGAUCUGACAACGAAAAUUGUGAACACUGUGGGGCAAUGGUGGAAACAAUUCAGCACAAAUACAGUGACUGUCAACGGAUUUCUGGAGCAUGGAGUCAUUUUCAACGGAGGAUCAUGGCAACCGCUGGAGGCUGGAGGAGACUAUCCAUUGACGAGCUAUUGCGACCAACCCUAAACGGAAUUAGCAGAAGAAAUAGAAAAUUAAUUCUUGAAUUAUUUGCAUUUACAUUUCUUUUGUAAACGGAUGUAAUAAUGUAGUUGACAUAAAUGCAUUAGAUUUUGCACUGCAAUAUGGAAUUUAAAACACUUAAUGUAAAGUAGCAUUAACUUUUAAUAAAUAAACAAAACUUUAUUUUACAAAAAAAAAAAAAAAAAAAAAAAAUUAGCACUCAGGUUUCUUCGAUAGAUUUGAGGAAUGCGAACUUGACAAACGUGGUAACGGCCUGUCCAACGAUUCCAAAAGUAUCGAUUCCGCAACCAUCGGUUUAUGGAGGGUUGUCAGUGAACGCAAGUGCACCUAGACUGAACCAACAUCCCAUCGUAUUGCAAGAUCCCGUGAGUGGGUAUUCUCCAUCGAGUUCAGGCCAAGCUCUUCGGUCAAGCUUCCCGUGCCCGGUGGGUCCAGUGCAGCAGCAACUGUUGGCAAGGCAAGUCUUGCCAAGAGAUCUUCCGCCGUUUCGAGGGGAUCCUGAAGAUUUAACGCUGUUUUCCAGUGCAUACACCAAUUCGACGGCCGCCUGUGUGUAUUCCAAUGUGGAAAAUCUGGCUCGGCCACAACGUGCGCUACAGAGCGAAGCGUUCGAGGCGGUGAAGUGCUGCUUACUCUUUCCGGCGUGUGUCCUUCAUGUCAUGCUCACGUUGUACAUGCUGUUACCGCACCGGAGCUGAUAAUCCAGACAUUGUUGGACAAAGUUCUUGAGACUCCAGCAUCAAGAGCAGACAGGUUGGAAACGUUGAUCACUUCCGGCAUGGCGGUUCAAAUCCUGUGCGACCACAUCGAGACAACUGGGCAAAUGGCACACCUGUGUAAAAAAAAGACAAUCACACCGUCUUCGACCUUGCGGCCUCUACAGACUGAACAUUACAAACAUUUGACAACGGACAACACAUACAACACCCAGUGGCCCAGUGGAGAAUUUUUCUCUGAGGCUUACAAGACACCUAAACGACUGACGCCGCUAACCGCUCGGCCACGUAACCCAGUUUUAUUGCGAGAAUAGGUGGACAAAAUUCCCACGCAGCUACGUUUUUAUUGUAUUUAUUUAUUUAUUUCGUCAAACAAUAACGUAGACUACAUUUUCACUUAUAGCUAUAUUCUAUGGUUUCUCAAGGAAUUAAAGUAUUUUUUAAUAUUUGUUCGAGACAUGGUUAUAUCUAUACAUGCGCAGUGCUGAUUAUAAAGAUUCAUCAUUCGAUUUAAAGGAAGAAAUUUCGCAUAAUCUGUUCGAUGACUGUUAAGAGCAAAUAGGUUACGUCCUCUUAAUGGUCUAACUGGAGUAUAGAAAUUGAUGUUUGAUAAUAGAUUCGCAGAAUCAAUGCGAUGAGAUACUAAAUCAUUUAGAAAUGACACCAUGGAUAAUUCGCGACGUUCUUUCAAAGUUUGGAUAUCUAUGAGCAUUGUAGUGCAAAACGAGCCAAUUCUACAUACGCGACGAACGUGCUAUCGUUCGUAUCCCAACGCUUACGUUUGCAAAUUAAUUACAACAAUGUAUCGCUCGCCAAAUCGAUAUGAGCAUACGACGGUUCGAUCGAGACGACGACGACGCGUCGUCCGCUGACCUAAGCAUAAAUCACUCCAGGAAACUUCCAUAAGGUUCUAUGUAAACACAUUGUAUGAUAUACUUUUGGCAGUCUGGCUGGCCCUAUAAAAGGGGUCUUCCCAGGCCGAAUAAAACAGUUCAAUUUGGUCUUCGGACCUCAACGCAUAACAUCGUUCUUAAUCGAUAUCACCGCCGAGUGUUGUAAAAUAAGACACAGCAUUACAUGGCGACCGUGCCAAGUGGCCGAACCUUCUCCGAGGAAAAUUCUGUGACUGUGUGAUUCGUUAAGGAACGCUUGCUGAAAUUUUCAAAGUGAUUGCGUAACUCGUGAUGGGAAAACAACAGUCCAAAACAACAUCAAUCAGCGGCGACCCACAAGUGAAUAUAGUGAACCAGCUAGAAGAUCACAGUAUCCUGCAUGAAGAACAUGCCAUAAAAUUGUGGAUCCUUCUUGCUCUUAAUAUUAUACAACUAUCUGUGACUGCCUACAAAUGGCACGCAAAACACGUCAGGCGCAGAG
Molecule: messenger RNA, 5292 nt
Organism: Aedes albopictus (Asian tiger mosquito)
Lineage: Eukaryota; Metazoa; Arthropoda; Insecta; Diptera; Culicidae
Exons: 2
Coding region: 703-3252 (849 amino acids)
Source: RefSeq, a predicted model, not a curated record